This is a messenger RNA of Rotaria sp. Silwood2, 443 nucleotides long. The record is from the annotation of a GenBank genome assembly. Lineage: Eukaryota; Metazoa; Rotifera; Eurotatoria; Philodinida; Philodinidae.
AUGCAUCGAAUUACUUCCUUACGUGUAUCAAAUCCUAUGAUUUAUGAUUUAAAUAUUUCUCCGACUCAUAUGAUAUCGAAAUUUGUUCAACUUAAAAGACUUUUUCUUGAUCAAAUUGAAUCGAUAUAUAUGGAAAAAAUUCUUCGUCAAUUAAUUUCUCUACCAUUUCUAACUUCAUUAACUAUCUUUACAGUUGAUUGUAUUAAAAAUAUCAAUGCUUUGUAUCUUCAAAUAUUUAAUCUACCUGCAUUAAAAUAUUGUCAAUUGUCAUUGAAAGAAGAUUUGACAAGAGAACUGUUACCAAUCGCAAGUAAUCAACACAGUUCAAUCGAAUAGAGUAAGUGGGGGUAAAUGUAUAAAAAAAAUCAGACGGGUUCAGUAUAUUAGCUAUAACUUUUUUAUUUUUCAUUAUUUCAAAAAAUUUUCUUCGCAAGUCAUCUAGC